Molecule: messenger RNA, 3077 nt
Organism: Sinocyclocheilus rhinocerous
Lineage: Eukaryota; Metazoa; Chordata; Actinopteri; Cypriniformes; Cyprinidae
Product: protein FAM131B-like
Exons: 7
Coding region: 405-1682 (425 amino acids)
Source: RefSeq, a predicted model, not a curated record
AUCAAACGACUGCAGAGGGCGUCAAUGGCCUUAUGAUUGUUUUUUACACUGCUCAAAUUAAUCAUGUUCACUAAACAACAUUUAAUUCAAAUAUCCACUUAAUGUUUAAUAUUUGGCCAUUUCUUUACGACAGAAAAGCUACAGCUACUGUCAUUUCUUGAAUAUGUGGACAUCAAAACGUGUAAACUCAGCGUGAGGUUUGAGCAAUUAUGUUGAAAUUGCAAUGAACCAUUAAGUUGCCAUAUUGAGAAAGAUAAUGAUGUAUUCUCCUGUGAUUAACCUUACAAAUCUGAUGAAUUGUGGCGCACGUUGAGUUCCCAGAUGAAGGUUAUAAUAAACCCAAACUCACAGCAAUAUGCAGAGUUUGAGACGUGUAAAUGAUAACAUGUAAAUGAUAACAGUUCAUGUGGAGCAGCAUUUACUGUGAACGGAGCACUCAGCUGUCCAUGGAGGACACCACCUCCAUUUUGCCCCGUCUGAAGCGGAACUCCAACGCCUAUGGGAUUGGGGCUCUGGCUAAGUCCUCUCUGACAGGUGUGUCAGGUGUUACCAGAUCAAUGAAGGACAAAGUGACCAAGCCCACUGCCAUGGCUCAGGGUCGUGUGGCCCACAUGAUUGAGUGGCAGAGCUGGGGUAAACCAUCCGCAGGGCCAGAAGGGGGAGCGGGACGCUCCAAUCUGAACCGCGAGAGGGAGAGACGGCUUGAAAAUGAUGCCUAUACUGACCUGAGUGAUGGAGAAAAAGAGGCACGAAUGGCAGCGGGCAUUUUGCAGCAGUUUGCCAUUUCUGAGGCCACACUCUUAGCCUGGAACUCUAUGGAUGGAGAGAGUUUCUGUGCCGACUCCACCCAGGGCAGCGUGGCUCACCUCAGUGAGGUUAACCAGGAGAGCAUCACCAGCAGAGACCACCCGUUGCAUCAUUCCUCUGCAGAAGUGUGGCCUCACACCUACGUCUCUCAAGGCCUUUACUGUCUCUCCUCCUCUGACGCGUGGGAGCCAAUCAGCAACGAGCCCUCGGGCGUGGCUUCUCCCACUGCUGGCUCUUAUAUCAUGGCGGGCGGGGCUUCGGGAGAGGGUUAUGAUGGCUCCACCCACUAUUUACCACAGCAGCAGCUGACACUGCAGCAGCAGAACCACCUACAGCAGCUCCAACAGUAUCAGCAGCAGCAGCUCCUGCAGUAUCAACAGUCUAUGGAAUAUCGACUGCGCAGCGCCUCCCACUCCUUACAAGCCACGCCCAACAGCACUAUUCACAGUUUGGGCCCGCCCACUCACCCGAGACUAGCUGACCUGUGGGCGGCAGCUCAGGUGGAGCCCCAUCAGGUGGAGAUGAUGGGACACAUGGGCAUGACCAUGGCCGAAAUGGGAAUGGCAGAAGUGUACGGCGAGGAAUCUGUUGUAGAGAACGAAUGCAUCCCGGAGCAGCAAGAGGAAGAGGAAGCCAAGGAGGAUGACAUAACACUCACCCUCGAAUCCGAGUCGACAUCCUUAACUCCUGCCCUGACCCCUCCGCCUCAAAGAGAGGGCUCCACCCCACCUAGGGGCAUGAGCCCAGGGCAAGCACCAGCAGAGCCAGUGGCUGAGCACAUGACCUAUGAGGUCACAUCCUGCGUCGUCCAAUCGCUGGAGGAGAAGGAAGAAGAGGUGGAGGAUGGGGCUUUUGUCAUUGUGGCAACCAACUGAGGUUCAAAAAACAAAACUGUCUGUGAAAUAAUCAACCAGUUAAGCUAUUGUAUACGCCCUUUUACCCCAGAUGUGUACUCGUACGGACUGUCACAUCAGGAACAGAUUUAUUCGUUAUUAAACGCCGAAAGAACACGCUCUGAGCGUCAGGCGCAUUUAAAGACUAAACGUGGGAGAGCGUCAAAGCUGGGAUGAUGCAUUACAUGUGCUGCUGCUGCUGCUGUUUUAUGGCGGGAGCGCGGGAGUCCAAGGCCGCUUGCGAAUGAAAACGAAGAGUGCAAUACUGAGAAAUCAAUACAACCAAAAGAAAGUGCAUGCGUUUUUUUUGUUUUUUUUGAGUAUUUAAGUGACUGAAUUAACAGUAUCCACAUAGUAAUAAUAUAUAUUGAUUUUUGUAAUAAAACUAAAAGCCAAUGAAACAAUAUGUAUUUGUAUGUAUAUAUAACAUGUAUGUACUGUAUGUAUGUUAGUAUGAAUGUAAGAAUGUAUGUGUCUUUAAAGGUAUAUUCUGAAAAAACGUUACGAAUUUGCCGUUUGCGUGAAGUGUCCCCUAUGUACCUCCACACAUUCGCACACACACACACACACUUACACAAACACUGAUGCACACACACGUACACACCCUGGAAAACAUGUUUUUGCUCUUAAUAUAUCCAAGCACAAUACUGCCCAAAUGGAAACAGUGCUGCCCUUUUCAACAUCCUAACUGUAUUGUUACUAAGACUUAUGCACUACUAUGGACAUAAACGAAUGUAUUGUAUCUUCUUAGCGACAGCCCGGUUCUGUCCUCAAGUUUUUGUUUUCUUCUGUUCUACGUUUUUUCACAUCGAUGUCUGUGUUUAUCUGCCUGGCUGAGCUGCUCAAUAUUGAUUUGCACUGAACAACAAAAGGAAAACUGAAGAGUCAUCGUCAUCAUUCUGGGAAGUUCCAUUAAGCUGCUCAUGCAAAAAGAGGAGUAAACUUUGAAUACUUUUAAUCCGUUGAGUCUGAGACUACGGGAAACCAAACUGGAAAACUCAUGGGUCCAUUUUUUGGUGAACUAAUAUGUAGGAGCCAUUUAUGUGAUGCAUAUUUCCCAUGUUAUUUAUGUUAUAGCUUUCCCUGUAGCUGACUUAAUGCAAAGAGAUAAACUCUCAUUUUACCCUCAGUAAAAUCAUGUGGUAAUGGGCUAGUUGACAUGUUCGGUCACAGUAUGUUUUUGUCACGACAGACCAUACAACUGUGCAAAGAAGUGAAAAGAAGGUGCUUUUCUGGUUAAUGCUUGCAGGCUUUCCACUAAUUAUUUAAUAAGCUGUAAUUGAAAUACCCGCUGCAGAAAGAAGUGCCCUCGACUACUAGCGUGCACAUCUCAAACCUGUGUCGAAAAUUAUAUACGCUCCAAAAGAGAGAGAGAGA